AUGUCGUCCCUCAUCCCUCCAGAAGACGGUAUGGACCCUUCGACUGAGCUCGUGGAACUCGAUCCGACUGUAUUCAACCAUCCAAUCCGGCGGGACAUUCUUCAUUUGUGCGUCAUACACUAUCUCGACGGCCAGCGGCAGGGUAGUGCAAGCACCAAAACGCGUGGAGAGGUUCGCGGUUCCGGAGCCAAGAUCCGACCUCAAAAGGGUACUGGACGAGCACGUUUGGGCGACGCCCAGAGCCCCAUGUUGCGCGGCGGAGGUGUCGCUUUUGGACCCAAGCCGCGCGACUUCUCGACGAAGCUCAACCGCAAGGUGCUCCAAAUGGGCAUGCGAAUCGCCCUUAGUGCCCGGGUCAAGGAGCACUCGUUAGGUGUUGUCAAAAGCUUAGACUGGCAAGGCUCCAAGACCAGGGAUCUGGCGACGCGUAUCGAGGAGCUUGGAUGGGGCAGGACGGUGCUGGUCACAGGCAGGGAGGAGAUUCCUCGAAUGCUCAAGCUCUCCGCGGGUAACUUGAGUGAUUUUGUUACCGUCACGGCAAAGGAGCUCGACGUAUACCAUACGCUGAAGGCCUCACGUCUCAUGCUUGACCUGGAGGCAGUGGAGUGGUUCGAACAGAAUUUGGGCCAUGCACGGUUCGCACCUCCGAGGGAGUACCACUUAUAG
Messenger RNA from Epithele typhae, 666 nucleotides. Its product is annotated as ribosomal protein L4. Gene Ontology annotation, molecular function: structural constituent of ribosome. Bases 1 to 666 code for a protein of 221 amino acids. Lineage: Eukaryota; Fungi; Basidiomycota; Agaricomycetes; Polyporales; Epitheliaceae. The record is from RefSeq and is a predicted model, not a curated record. Gene Ontology annotation, biological process: translation. The transcript has a single exon. Gene Ontology annotation, cellular component: ribosome.